Molecule: messenger RNA, 930 nt
Organism: Beauveria bassiana ARSEF 2860
Lineage: Eukaryota; Fungi; Ascomycota; Sordariomycetes; Hypocreales; Cordycipitaceae
Product: D-galacturonic acid reductase
Exons: 6
Coding region: 1-930 (309 amino acids)
Cellular component (GO): cytosol
Molecular function (GO): aldose reductase (NADPH) activity
Source: RefSeq, a predicted model, not a curated record
AUGGCUGCGACUUCAUUCAAGCUCAACACCGGCAAAGAGAUUCCCUCUCUCGGUCUCGGAACCUGGCAAUCCAAGCCAGGCGAGGUCCAGACGGCCGUGUCAUAUGCGCUGCAGAAUGGGUACAGGCUCGUCGACUGCGCGUACUGCUACGGCAACGAGGCCGAAGUGGGCGAGGGCCUCAAAGAGGCGUUUGCGGCGGGCGUCGAGCGCAAAGACGUCUUCAUCAUGACCAAGGUCUGGGCAACGUACAAUACGCGCGUGCAAGAGUGUCUCGACAAGAGCCUCAAGGCGCUGGGCAUGGAUUACGUGGACAUGUACCUGAUUCACUGGCCUGUCCUGAUGAAUCCCAACGGCAACGACGACAAGUUCCCGACCCUGCCCGACGGUAGCCGCGACAUUCUCCGCGACUGGAAGCACACCGAAGCGUGGCCGCAGAUGGAAGCCCUCCUCGCGACGGACAAGGUCCGCGGCAUCGGCGUCAGCAAUUACAGCAAGAAAUACCUCGAGGAACUGCUCGCGAGCUGCACCGUCGUCCCGGCCGUCAAUCAGAUCGAAAACCACCCGAGCCUGCCGCAGCAGGAAAUCGUGGACCUCUGCCGCGCCCGCGGCAUCCACGUCGUUGCGUACAGCCCGCUCGGCAGCGCGGGCAGCCCGCUGCUCACGGCCGCGCCCGUUGUCGCGAUUGCGGAGAGGCGAGGCGUAAGCCCGGCGACGGUGCUACUGAGCUACCACGUUGCGCGCGGUGCUACGGUGCUGGCCAAGUCGGUGACGCCGGCGCGCAUCAAGGCGAAUGCGGAUAUUGUCAAGCUUGACGAGGAGGAUAUGGAGCAGCUGCGCAAGUACUCUGAAGACCUCGCAGCCAAGAAAGAGCUGAAACGCUACGUCUAUCCGCCUUUUGGUAUCGACUUUGGGUUUCCUGACAAGUCAUGA